Molecule: messenger RNA, 2428 nt
Organism: Triticum urartu
Lineage: Eukaryota; Viridiplantae; Streptophyta; Magnoliopsida; Poales; Poaceae
Source: RefSeq, a predicted model, not a curated record
CUCCUGGCUGCUAUAUAGACAUACAAACCGAACGAGGGAACACAAACACAACAACAUAGCACUCUUCUCCAAGCAAGAUAUGGAUUCCAGAACAGCAUUCUGCGGCGCUCUCCUACUGCUGGUAAUACUGCUGCCUGUUUCAGCUAACGCGUCGAGUAAACUCUACAUCGUGUAUAUGGGGGAGAAGAAGCAUGAUGACCCAUCCAUGGUCACCGCGUCUCACCGUGACAUGCUAACCUCUGUUUUUGGGAGCAAGGAUGAAGCCUUGAGGUCGAUAGUUUACAGUUACAAGCAUGGAUUUUCUGGUUUUGCGGCGAUGCUCACCGAGUCUCAGGCUGAGACAAUCGCAAAAUUCCCAGAAGUUGUCACUGUGAAGCCUAACACUUAUCACGAAACGCACACAACUCGGAGCUGGGACUUUCUUGGCCUUGACCAUAACCAAGCAAGACAACAACCCGGCCUACUCAGAAAAGCAAAGUAUGGUGAAGAUGUCAUCGUGGGUGUGAUCGAUACAGGCAUAUGGCCUGAAUCACGAAGCUUUGAUGACAAUGGGUAUGGCCCUGUGCCGGCACGGUGGAAAGGGAAAUGCCAGACUGGUCAGGAUUUCAACGCCACAAGUUGCAACAAAAAGAUCAUCGGUGCGCGGUGGUAUGAGCGUGGAAUCAGUGACGAGGUGCUAAACAGAAACUAUAAGUCGCCUAGGGACAUUGAAGGACAUGGCACACACGUCGCGUCGACCAUCGCUGGCAGGGAAGUGCAGGGCGUGAGCUACGGAGGCCUAGGCAUGGGCGUGGGACGCGGCGGGGGGCCCCGGGCGGCGGGCCCGAACAAGGUGUGUUGGUUGGGUGGGAGUUGCCCUGAAGCAGCGGUCCUCGCGGCUAUCGAUGAUGCUAUGCAUGACGGUGUGGACGUCUUGUCGCUCUCGAUUGCUGGGGCUGGUCACGAGUUUCCUGGGACGCUGCAUGCUGUGCAAAGAGGGAUCUCUAUCGUGUUCGCCGGAGGGAAUGAUGGCCCUGUGCCACAAACGGUGGCUAAUGCCCUACCGUGGGUUACAACGGUGGCCGCUAGCACGAUUGACCGGUCUUUCCCGACCUUGAUAUCGCUCGGAAACAAAGAAAAGCUUGUGGGGCAAUCUCUUCACAACAAUGCAUCUGUGAUCAUCGGCAACUUUAAAGACCUUGUUUAUGCCCGGAGCUGUGACACGGAGUCGUCACUGGCAUUGAGCAACGUCACCGGUAAAAUCGUCCUAUGCUAUCAACCCGUGGCAGCGAGAAGCAUGCCGCCUCGACAAGCACUUCCCAUAGCCAUCAAUCUCACCACCAUGGCUGGCGCCAAGGGCCUCAUAUUUGCACAGUACACUACUAACCUCCUCGACUUCCUGCCUUUGUGUAGGGGCGUUAUGCCCUGUGUAGUGGUGGAUUUUGAGAUCGCACAACGAAUUGCCUCCUAUUGGAGUUGGGACAAAGGGAAUGCGGUGGUGAAGGUGUCACCUGCCAUGACCGUUGUCGGAAAAGGGGUGUUGUCGCCGAGGGUCGCCUCAUUCUCGUCGAGAGGUCCAAGCAUGUUGUUCCCUAGCAUACUCAAGCCCGACAUUGCUGCCCCUGGCGUCAGCAUCUUGGCAGCGGACCGCGACUCCUACGUGUUCAAAUCCGGGACAUCCAUGGCGUGCCCGCAUGUCUCCGCUGUGACCGCACUGCUCAAGUCGGUUCACCCUGGCUGGUCACCUGCCAUGAUCAAGUCUGCCAUCGUCACCACAGCAUCUGUGACUGAUCGUUUUGGCAUGCCAAUCCAAGCAGAAGCGGUCCCAAGGAAACUAGCUGACCCCUUCGACUUUGGUGGUGGACACAUAGACCCAGAUAGAGCUGUUGACCCUGGCUUGGUUUAUGACGUGGAUGCAAGAGAGUACAACAAGUUUUUGAACUGCACUCUUGGAUAUUUAGAUGGUUGUGAAUCCUACUACCUCAAUCUCAACCUCCCGUCAAUUGUCGUGCCGGACCUCAAGGACCAUGUCAUGCUUCGGCGCACUGUGACUAACGUUGGGCCAGCGGAAGCAACAUAUCAUUUAGUGGUUGAAGCUCCAGCUGGUAUAGAUGUGUCGGUAGAACCAUCUAUGAUUACUUUCACCAAAGGAAGCAGUAGAAGCGCAACAUUUAUGGUGACAUUCACCACAAGGCAGAGAGUGCAAGGAGGAUACACUUUCGGGAGCUUGACAUGGUCAGACGGAAUUACCCACUCAGUUCGAAUUCCGGUUGCUGUAAGGACUGUGAUACAAGACUUUGUUGCGGAUACCGCCUAAACUCGUAUCUUGUUAUUGUAAACCUUCUUUGUGUAUUCAUGUAGGCCACAUACAAAAAUGUAGGAGAAACACUCCGUAUCGAAUUUAUACAUCAUAAAAAAAUGUUAAAUAAAAAUAGUAUGAUUCUUCUUU